AACCACACUCCGAAGGAUUGCUCCAGCGCUAGCAGGCAGAAUUGUAGUUUUUCCAAAGAAAUCGCAAGUGUCUCCGGACGUCGUGUGUUCCGUUCCGUUUUUUUCGGGCUUGUCCGGUGAAGAAAACUAUCGGAAAAGGGUUCCGCCGUGAGCGUCCGUCCGCUGGACCAGCUUUGUUUCGUGUCGUACUGGCCGGAUUUGUGGUUUCCCCGCAGUGGCCACUUCGGUUCGUGUGAGUGUGUGCGGGUGCGUGUGUGUGUUCGUUCGUUUCUCGGGUGGAUUUUUCCAACCUCUGGAUGUGACUGGUGAAAAGUGAAGGAUUUUUCACUGCAGGAAAAUCGCCGUACCCCGGAGAGAAAGAAAGAAACGAUGUACUUCCGCUGGAUGUUGGCCAGGAAGCAGUGCCACUAAGUGCUCGUCGGGUGUCCGGAAUCCCGUUAUGCAAGUUGGUGAAGAAAAUUUCGAAAAAAGCUGAGGAUCUGAUCACGUCGACGAAGCAGGCGACGACGAGACCGAGGACCGAACCCACGAAGGAGGAGGCCCCAAACACGCACCCCGAAACACCUGAAAGCUCCCCCCGCUGCGCCUCUUUGAGCCAAGGACAAGGACAAAGGAGUAGCAGAAAUCCAAAUUAACGGCCGGCGUUUGUAGCUUGUACCGUGUUUAGUAGUAGUUGUAAGUGGGAUUAGUAAGACGGGACGAGGUGUUCACGACGAGGUGAAGAAAAAAACAUAAAAAGAACGUGUUCAUUACCUUUAGACGACGGCGACCGUUAGCUUGUAAGUGCACGCUCUCUCUCUUAGUCACUCUCGGAGCUUUUGUAUUAGGACGAGUUAGGUUACCUUCGAUAGAAUGAACGAGCUAGAAGCAUUGCGACAGGAAGCGGAAGCGCUGAAGAAUGCCAUCCGGGACGCCCGGAAGGCGGCCUGUGACACAUCGCUAAUACAGGCUACCAACAACCUGGAACCGAUCGGGCGGAUACAGAUGCGUACGAGGCGCACCCUGCGCGGUCAUCUGGCCAAGAUCUACGCCAUGCACUGGGGCUGCGAUUCGCGGAACUUGGUGUCCGCCUCGCAGGACGGCAAGCUGAUCGUGUGGGACUCGCACACGACCAACAAGGUCCACGCGAUCCCGCUCCGGUCAUCCUGGGUCAUGACCUGUGCGUACGCCCCGUCCGGGAACUUUGUGGCGUGCGGUGGCCUGGACAACAUCUGUUCCAUCUACAACCUCAAAACGCGCGAAGGCAACGUCCGGGUGUCGCGGGAACUUCCCGGCCAUACCGGCUACCUGUCCUGCUGUCGCUUCCUGGACGACAACCAGAUCGUCACCAGCUCCGGUGACAUGUCCUGUGGGCUGUGGGAUAUCGAAACCGGUCAGCAGUGUACAUCGUUCCUCGGACAUACCGGAGACGUGAUGGCACUGUCCGUCUCGCCGCAGUUCCGUGUCUUUGUGUCCGGAGCGUGCGACGCGUCCGCCAAGCUUUGGGACAUCCGGGAGGGCCAGUGCAAGCAAACGUUCCCGGGGCACGAGAGCGAUAUAAACGCCGUUACAUUCUUCCCGAAUGGGCACGCGUUUGCGACCGGUUCCGAUGAUGCCACCUGUCGGCUGUUUGAUAUUCGCGCCGACCAGGAAAUGGCCAUGUACUCCCACGACAACAUCAUCUGCGGUAUCACCUCGGUGGCAUUCUCCAAGUCCGGUCGUCUGUUGCUAGCCGGCUACGACGACUUCAACUGCAACGUGUGGGACACCCUCAAGGCGGAACGGGCCGGAAUCCUGGCCGGCCACGAUAACCGCGUUUCCUGUUUAGGCGUCACCGAGAACGGAAUGGCCGUCGCCACCGGGUCCUGGGACUCGUUCCUGCGGGUAUGGAACUAAGCUAUAGGCGUUUUAAAAUUUACCACAAACUUUAAAGUAUGUACUUACCAAAAUCACACAAUUUUUUAUAACAAAAAGCAUAAAGAACCACAAAAUACACACAAACACAAAAUAAAUUAGAGCAAACCAAAAAAAAACAUUUAUUACUAAUAUCUAAAUAAGAUAACUUAAAAAAGAUUACAAUUUGUAAAAAAAAACAACAACCAAACCAAACAAAACUACUAUUAGAGAUGUGAAGCGCGAAUUUCGUUACUUAAAAAAAACACACACACACUUUAACAAACACGCAAACUACACACUACAAAACAAAAACACAGAAAAAAAAACCUUCCAGCAUUUCUAGAAUCGUGUCGCUGAUUGUGCCGAGGUGAGUGGAAUUCCGUUCGAAAUUAAAUGAUUCGAAACAAUUAAACUUAAACUUAAUCGUAAAGCAUAUAGAUAUGAGUACCAAGCUACAUACACAGACACACAGACAGAACACACACACACACACACACGCAAACUCGCUAUAGAGCAAAGCAGUAAAACAACAAAAAAAAGUACAUCUAGGUAAUUAGUGGAACACACAUGUAUCAUAUAUCAUAAACAGAACAGAAGAGAGAGAAAAUUAAGGUAAAGCAGCAAAAACAACAAAAACAACAGCACCCAGUGUGAGUGCUACUCGAUAUAAUGAGAGGAGAAAAGAUCGAAAGUUUUGUCGUCGUUCCCGUUCUUUCUUCUAAUUUAAAUUACACGCUACCUGUCGGUUACGUCACUUUUGCACAACAGCCGGGCUGGGCUGGAAGAAUACGCGGAUGGUGGUGGCUAAUUUUAGCACCACUGAAUGAUAACAGGGGUUGUUGCGGUGUUUAAGAAUAUGCUAAAGGUUUUUAUUAAUUGCUUUCUUUUUUUAAGGUUGUUUGAACAAUAGUGUGAUGAUUUGAUGUACAAUUAUGUGGUUAUUUCGAAUUCCGAUUGAAUCAACCUGAUGUUUCGCAUCCUGCAACAAUCUUCACUGAUGGCGUCAAUAUUAGUAUUCUUCAAUCUAACUUUUGCAUUAUUAGAUUUUAAUUCUAGUCAACAGAUUGCGCUAGUUGUCAGCAGAAUUCAACUGGUCAUUCAUUCAUUCAUCAUCAGCCAUCUUUUUGUCUGUGUAAAAGGCUUUUCCAAACUGAAUUUCAAACAAAAAAAUCGAGGUUUGUAGAUAAUUUAUUAAAUCAGAGUGUUUUUUUUUUCUUGAGGAAACACGACCGUAAUGGUGAAUUUUGUCAUUCAUGACCUGGGUGCUGAAAAGAUAGACUGCGUAACGUGAUUUUCGACAGCUCCCCACUGCUCCCCACUAAUACAGUUGCACUACAGCUGUAAACAUAAACAAAGUAGAAGGCUAUGUUCAAGCUCAAGCGUGACAUAUUUUUUGCUGCUUAAGUGAAUUGUUUUGAAACAUUUUGGAUCUGUUGAUAUUGAAGUUUUCGCUGAAAAAUUAAGUGCUUUGCGCUUUUUUUCUUCGUAGACUAUACGAUGGGAAGCCAAAAGAGGCCUUUUUUCCACGUGAUGACAAAACAAAAUAAAUUAAUAAAAUUGCCACUUCUUGGUAGCAUUUUGCGAACAGUAAAUUGGUUCCGCUUUGGCAGUUCUAAAUUGAGGCCGCUUUGCGAAACACUAUUCUGCACCCAGUUUAUGACCUAGUUUGUAUUGCUAAAUUUUCUUUAGAGGAAAAAAUGGUCGAGACUAACUUCCAGCCUGCCCGCGCCACUUGGUUAUGCAUAUUAGUUGUAUUUUUCUUGAAACGCUUAAGUGGCUUUUUUGUAACCAGAAAUAACUCAGAUUUUGUUUGGAUCGAACUUACUGAGAAAAUAACAACGCCCGUUUAUUUUAUCGUCUGUCGAUAACGAUGAUGGUUACUCAAACAGAGCUUUUCAAGCUUUAAGUGCUUCAUAUGCACUAAACAAAGUUUUUUUUUGAUUUGUACUGAAAAUUGAAAAUUAAAAAAAACAAAACAAGUUUUUUUUUAAUUUGUACUGAAAAUUGAAAAUUCUAAAAAAACAAAACAAAUUUUUCAUGCAUUUUUCAAACAUUGAUAAUAUGAAUUUCUUGCAGGAAGAUAUGCCCCAGCAUAAGCAUAAAAUUCGUGCCAAUCCUAAAGGAGCUAUUACACUACGGCAAACAAACUCGCACUUUUUCGUGUUUGACAGUUUGCCAAACUCGCAAACUUGUUUGCGGCAAACUCGCAAACAAAGCAAAAUGUAUGCAGGCUGACGUUUGUACAAACAAAUCCAAGCAAACAAACAAAGCAGGCAAACUGUCAAAAAGUGCGAGUUUGUUUGUUUGUUUGCCGUAGUGUAAUAGCUCCUUAACAAAAUUUGGCUUCACAAACAAACGUAAAUCAUUUAAUAUUUUAAUCAAAAAUCUAGCAAUCGCUUCUAGCUAGUGCCAUCUAGUUAUGAUGUUAUGAACACCAAUGAAAGGUAGUGUUUGUGCGUACAAUCUCAAGCAACUGUCCACCUGACUAAUGUCGUGAUGAGUUUUAGAUCAUUCAAAUUGAUCAACCUUGUAUUGAUGAUUGGUUGUUAAAAAAAAUUGCGUCUGUUUCUCUGUGAUUUUCAUAUUUAAAAAAUAUCGAUAUCGUCGAUGAAGCUGCUUCCGUGAUAACAUUAUCGUUAGCAGACUGAAUAUUAGUUUUGAGUGAAAUUAAUUCAAAGUUGAACCAAAACUCGGUUGAAAUUUGCCAAAGAGAAACCUCAAAGUUUGGUGAAAUUUAUUCAAAAUUAACUCAAAACUGAUUGAAAUUUUCCGCAAAUUUCAGUGGAAGCAUCAAGUUUAUUUUCAACAAAAUCUGAGUGGUUUUGGAUGAGGGUGUAGUUGUUGGAGCUGGAACCCUUUAAAACCUUGGUACAAGUACCACGAUUAGGUAGACGCGUGGGCGAACGAACCUAGGACUGCUUUUAACCUAAGUCACUUCAUUUUGUUUCAAACGUACAUUUAGGGUUAAGUGAAAACAGUUUAUUAUAUUUAUUAAAGUGAAAAUCAACUUAAAGUUAGUAAAUUGUAUUAAGAGAUAAGCUUAGUUUAACUGUUCAAUUCGAUGUGCUGUGCAAACUGCUGAUAAUGCAGGAGAACGAACUCUUUUGUUCUCAACAAAUUUGCUAAAAAAGCAGUAAAACUUGUUGUGCAAUAAGACUGGUUGAGCUUUCGCAGUUCAGCUUUCAGAUUCGAUUGGAGAAGUUACAUCUAACGACUCUACUGCGCACAAUGAUUUAUGGAAACUCAAAUAUAGGUUUGAAUCAAUUUGUUGAAAUUGAAACAUUCCCACAAAUUGGUUCCUGACCUAAAUGGAAAAUUUCGCACACAAGUACAGUAUUCUAUCUUUUUUACUCAAAUGCUUAAGAAACCCGUAACAUAUUUUCAAAUAAUUUCGCACAAGAAAAAUAACCGAAUAACGAACGAAUAAACAUUACCAUCAUACAACAUUGUCCACUUUAGAUAACCCAGUUAGUGUAGAGAAAAGCAACAUAGAGACAAGUUGCUUUUAUUCUUUCUCGAGAAAAAAAAGUAAGCGUUUAAAAAACCAUACCGAAACAAAAACCCUAAAAUUCAAACUUCCCAGCGCCACCAUCAGAGACAAACGGACAAGGACGAGUGGCUCCCAAAAAACAGAGAGAGGAGAGCAAGAGUGCAGGGGCAAGCCUUUUUGAUACUGCUGCUGAUGAAAGCACUUCGAGGCUGGUCCUCCUAACAAGAAACAUAAGAAGAAGAAGAAAACAUUAAGUAAAAUGCGAAACAAAAAUAUCACUAAACAAUAAAACUACUAAAAAUAAAAUUUGGCCCCGCUGGAAAGUGUACUAAUUGAGCAAAGAGUCAUGGAAUAAUUUCUAAUAAAAGCUACGCCGGAGGAAACAUUUCAAAUUUGUCACACCCACAGUUCGUCUUGCUUUCUUGCAGAACAAGGUACCACGUCAAGUGAGGCUACUCGUCUGAAUCAAAAAUUUCUGUUCACUGUCCACAGAACCAAGAAAAUAAAAACUAAACGCAAAAACCACCAUUUCGAGGUGGAAAUAGUUGCAAUGAAACCACAAAUGCGCCCCCUCCCUCCCCUCGCGGUCACAAUAUCGGUUGAGAAAGAGAGACAAACGAGAUAGAGAGAGCGAGCGGUUCAAGGAAGUUUAAAACAAAAAAAAACCCAUAGUUAUCGAUCAUUACUGAGUAUAUCUAGUCGUGAAAAUGUGAUGAAUGUGUAAAGAAAACAAAACAAAAAAUCAACCUACUCUGAGCAGAAACAAAUUGAAGGAAGAAGUUGGAGAAAGUCGCAAAAUCAUAACUACAUAAGAAAAUCAAUUUAGUAAAUGAUAUAGAACUUAGCACAAGAAGUAUAUUGAAAAAUAAUAAAAAUACAACAGAAAAAAAAACAACUGCUAAAAUAAUACAGCAAAACCAGAAUGAUCAAGUACAUAAAGUAACACGCUACAUGUAAUUGCCAAAAAGGAAAAACUCAUCAAGAGAGCAAAUAAAUUCGCAUAAAAUUGAGGAAAAAUAA
Culex pipiens pallens (northern house mosquito) is the source of this 6385-nucleotide messenger RNA. RefSeq names its product guanine nucleotide-binding protein subunit beta-1. The transcript has 3 exons. The record is from RefSeq and is a predicted model, not a curated record. NCBI's taxonomy places the organism in Eukaryota, Metazoa, Arthropoda, Insecta, Diptera, Culicidae. Gene Ontology annotation, cellular component: cytoplasm; heterotrimeric G-protein complex. Gene Ontology annotation, molecular function: protein binding; signaling receptor complex adaptor activity. The coding region runs from base 853 to 1875 and encodes 340 amino acids. Gene Ontology annotation, biological process: G protein-coupled receptor signaling pathway.